AUGUCUUUGCAAACAGCAGAUCUCACCUCUACACCACAUUCUUCUUCCACUUCUUUAAACACAACACUAGUUGAAGCUCCUACACCUUCACAGAACCCAACUCUCGCCCUUGAAAAGUAUAAGAAGAAAGAUGCUGCUAAAGUCAUAGUUCGUUUUCGAGCAAUCGGAAAUGCCCCAAUUUUAAAACAAAACUUGUAUAAAAUCAGUGCCUCCAAUAAAUUCCAAGCUGUCAUUCAGUUUUUGAGGAAGGAACUUAAUUAUAAAGCUUCCGAACCACUGUUCUUGUACAUAAACAGUGCAUUUUCUCCUGCUCCAGAUGAAAUAGUUGCCAAUUUAGUCAAGAUGGACAUUUGA
Messenger RNA from Funneliformis mosseae, 354 nucleotides. The record is from the annotation of a GenBank genome assembly. Lineage: Eukaryota; Fungi; Glomeromycota; Glomeromycetes; Glomerales; Glomeraceae.